UGCGAAUUUUUAAGACACUACCACACACCUCAUCUCUUUCAUUUGUUAAUAAGAACUUAAACCCGAAAACAAAAUCCAUUACUUGCUCUACUACUUGACUCCUCAGAUCCCGCUCUCGCCGGCGAUCGCCAUGUCCUCCGCCUCCGCCACCGUUUUCCUUAUCCUCCUCCUCAUUUCUCCAGCUCUCGCUUCCGAGUCGGAUCACAAGUACCGACAAGAGGAGCCAGUUACUCUUUGGGUGAAUAAGGUUGGGCCUUAUAAUAAUCCACAAGAAACAUACAAUUAUUACAGCCUUCCAUUUUGCCAUCCAUCUGGCAGUUUCUCACAUAAAUGGGGUGGCCUUGGUGAAGUUCUAGGAGGAAAUGAACUUAUUGAUAGCAAGAUUGACAUAAAGUUCCAGAAGAAUAUCGAAAAAGGCACCAUUUGUUCACUUGAUCUUGACGAAACGAAGGUCAAAAUAUUUAAGGAUGCAAUUGAGAGCAACUAUUGGUUCGAAUUCUUUGUCGAUGAUCUGCCAUUGUGGGGCUUUGUUGGUGAGUCGCAUCCGGAUAAGAACAGUGACAAUGGCAAGCAUGUCCUUUACACACACAAAAGCAUCACUAUUAGAUAUAAUAAUGAUCAGAUUAUUCAUGUUAAUCUUACGCAAGACAAUCCAAAGCCCUUAGAAGCUGGAAGAAUGGUGGACAUGACAUAUUCUGUCAAAUGGAUUCCAACUAACAUCACAUUUGCACGUCGUUUUGAUGUGUAUUUGGAUUACCCUUUCUUUGAGCACCAGAUCCAUUGGUUCUCUAUUUUCAAUUCUUUCAUGAUGGUUAUCUUUCUCACUGGUUUGGUGUCGAUGAUACUGAUGAGGACGCUUAGAAAUGACUAUGCCAAAUACGCACGGGAAGAUGAUGAUCUUGAGUCUCUGGAAAGAGAUGUUAGUGAGGAGUCUGGUUGGAAACUUGUUCAUGGAGAUGUUUUUCGGCAACCUCGCAAUCUAGUCAUUAUUUCAGCUGUUGUUGGGACAGGUGCUCAGCUAGCAAUGCUUGUGCUUCUUGUUAUCUUGUUGGCAAUUGUCGGGACUCUAUAUGUUGGGAGGGGUGCAAUUGUUACAACAUUCAUUGUAUGCUACGCUCUCACAUCAUUCAUUUCUGGUUAUGUGAGUGGGGGAAUGUAUUCUCGCCAUGGUGGAAAAAGUUGGAUAAAGUCAAUGAUCCUGACGGCUUCUUUAUUUCCAUUUAUGUGCUUCGGGAUUGGGUUCAUCCUGAACACAAUUGCUAUAUUCUAUGGGUCUUUAGCAGCUAUUCCAUUUGGCACCAUGGUUGUGGUUUUUGUAAUUUGGGCUUUCAUUUCAUUUCCUCUGGCACUUCUUGGCACAGUUGUUGGAAGAAAUUGGAGUGGUGCUCCAAAUAAUCCUUGCCGUGUGAAGACUAUUCCUCGUCCAAUCCCUGAGAAGAAAUGGUACCUAACACCAUCUGUGGUCUCAUUGAUGGGAGGACUACUGCCUUUUGGCAGUAUUUUCAUUGAAAUGUAUUUUGUCUUCACAUCUUUCUGGAAUUACAAGGUGUACUACGUCUACGGCUUUAUGUUGCUUGUUUUUCUGAUUCUUGUUAUUGUCACUGUGUGUGUGACAAUUGUGGGGACAUAUUUCCUGCUCAACGCUGAGAAUUAUCACUGGCAAUGGACAUCAUUUUUCUCUGCUGCAUCAACAGCUGUUUACGUGUACUUGUACUCGAUAUAUUACUACUAUGUGAAGACAAAGAUGUCGGGCUUCUUCCAAACAAGCUUCUAUUUUGGAUACACUUUGAUGUUCUGCCUUGGUUUAGGAAUCCUUUGUGGAGCUGUCGGCUACUUGGGUUCCAAUUUGUUUGUGAGGAGGAUCUACAGAAACAUCAAGUGUGAUUAAACUAAGCUGAGGAGAAAGACCCGGGAGGGCUUCUAGAGAGCAAACAUUCUUCUCGAGAUGGUAAAAUUUUGUGGAAGCCUCUGGUCUUUUACCGUUGGGACAGCCCUUCUACAGAUGCGUUAAAUCGUUGUUCUACGAUGGGGAAAUAUUCUUCUUUCUCUGGACUUGGGGGAAAAGCCCUGAGAUUGUUUUUGGUUUUUAUUCCCCAGGCUGUAAGUGAAAAUCCUUAAAUUAGAAGAGAUUGUUCUUAUAAUCUGUGAAGUUAGCAAAUUAUAUCAAACCUCUGUCACAUUUUUUUUUAUAUUUCAUAUUUUACAAAUAGGUUCCUUAUGUAAGGACUGAUCCCUAAUCACCCCCUUUUCUUGAA
Molecule: messenger RNA, 2255 nt
Organism: Mercurialis annua (annual mercury)
Lineage: Eukaryota; Viridiplantae; Streptophyta; Magnoliopsida; Malpighiales; Euphorbiaceae
Product: transmembrane 9 superfamily member 1
Exons: 12
Coding region: 131-1888 (585 amino acids)
Biological process (GO): protein localization to membrane
Cellular component (GO): trans-Golgi network; membrane; endosome
Source: RefSeq, a predicted model, not a curated record